Messenger RNA from Auxenochlorella protothecoides, 1803 nucleotides. Its product is annotated as NADPH-cytochrome P450 reductase. Gene Ontology annotation, cellular component: cytosol. Gene Ontology annotation, molecular function: NADPH-hemoprotein reductase activity; FMN binding; flavin adenine dinucleotide binding. The coding region runs from base 1 to 1803 and encodes 600 amino acids. The record is from RefSeq and is a predicted model, not a curated record. Lineage: Eukaryota; Viridiplantae; Chlorophyta; Trebouxiophyceae; Chlorellales; Chlorellaceae. The transcript has 5 exons.
AUGGCCACCCUGACCGCCGUGGAUGUCAGCAGCAAUGGCCUGGCCGCAGUUGCUGCCCUCCUGACGGUCCUGGCCGGCCUAAUAUUCCUUUUGUACAGGCAGAAGGGGCCUGUCAGGCCUGCAGCUUCUGUGGCGGCCCCCCCUCCCGCAGCCAACGGAGUGAAGACGGGGAGCCACGUUGAGGAGGAGCUGCCCGCCGACCGGGUGCUCAUCCUGUACGGCACCCAGACCGGCACCGCGGAGCGCUUCGCCAAGUCCCUUCGCUUCCAGUUGGAGGCCCGGUACGGCGGAUCGGGCAAGAAGUUCGUGGCCCUUGACACUGAGGGGUACCCUGCCGCCAAGCACCUCCACCAUGAGUCCUGCGUGCUCCUGCUCAUGGCCACCUACGGCGACGGCGAGCCCACCGACUCUGCCGCCGAGUUCUAUGACUGGGCUGUGGAGACCGCGGAGUCUGGCGACGACCCUGAGCUCCUCAAGUCCGUGACCUACGGCGUCUUCGGCCUGGGCAACCGGCAGUACGAGCACUUUUGCGCAACGGCGCCGGCCGGUGCAGCGCCCGCCGACGCCGACGCCCAGCGCUGCCGGCAGGGCCGGGGCACGGCGGCGCACGACCCCUUCCUCGCCUCCGUGCUGGAGGUGCGCGAGCUGCACACCGCGCUUUCCACACGCUCCUGCGUCCAUGUCGAGCUGGACCUGGCCGGGUCGGGCAUCGCCUACGCGCCAGGGGACCACGUCGCCAUCUUUCCACGCAACGACGACGCCGUCGUGGCCGAGGCCGCGCGGCUGUUGGGGGCUGAGCCCGACUCCUGCUUCACGCUCGGCGCCGCGCCGGGCGGCCCCGUCCCUCCCUUCACUGGGCCCAUCACACUGCGGGAGGCGCUGGCUGCCCACGUGGAUCUGCUGGGCCUGCCCAGCAAGGCCGCGCUUUCCACCCUGGCGGCGUUUGCCAAGGACAAGGCGCAGGCCGCGCGCCUGGCGCGCCUGGCGGCGCCGGAGGGCCGGGACGAGUACCACGCCGAGGUGGUGGCCCCCCGGCGCAGCCUGCUGGAGGUCAUGCGGGAGCACGCCUCUGCCCAGCCCAGCUUGGGCGCAUUCUUUGCCUCGGUGGCAGACACGCUGCAGCCCCGGUACUACUCCAUCUCCUCGUCGCCCCGCGCCCACCCUGCCGCGCUUUCCAUAACCUGCGUGGUGGUCGACGAGGAGCUCCCGGGCGGCCGCCGCCACCGCGGCGUGGCCUCCUCGUAUCUGGCGCGCCUGCGCCCGGGCGACCGCCUGCCCGUGUUCGUGCGGCGCUCCGCCUUCCGCCUGCCCGCCGACCCCGCCACGCCCAUCGUCAUGAUCGGGCCGGGGACGGGCUUGGCGCCCUUCCGCGGCUUCCUCCAGGACCGCCAGGCAGUGCUGGAGGCGCGGUCCGGGAGCGGGGGAGCGUCCACAGCUUUUGGUCCGGCCACGCUCUUCUUCGGCUGCCGCCAGCCCGACCAGGACUUCAUUUAUCGCGAGGAGCUGGAGGGCUGGGCGGCCAGCGGCGCGCUGAGUGUGCUGCACACCGCCUUCUCGCGCGCCGGGCCGCGCAAGGAGUACGUGCAGCACCACAUCGAGGCGGCUGCCGAGGCGGUGUGGGACGUGCUGCAGGCGCGGAGCGGCUGCCUCUACAUCUGCGGCGACGCCAAGGGCAUGUGCCACGACGUGCAGCUGGCGCUAGCCGCGCUGGCAGGCCGGGCGCUGGGCGCCGGCGAGGAGGCGGGGGCCGACUGGCUCAAGCGCCUGGCGGCAGAGGGGCGCUUCAUGCGCGACGUGUGGUAG